AUGCAGAUGCGAAGACAUGCCUUGUUGAUGCUGUUGAGGAUUCGAAUUCUGGAGAAGGGAUCCCAUCUUCAGCCGAUCCGAGACCAUCUUCGGCUCUGGAUCCCUGGUCCGCCCCUUCCACUCUUGGCCCUCCGGGAACACCGGUGGGGCGAGUCUCGGGCCAUGUGUUCCGGUCAGCCGGAGACCAAGACGACCAAGACGACCAAGACCGGCCCCGAGCUGGUGCCCAUGACGCCGGGCAUCGGGGAGGUGAUUACGAUGCUACGGUCCGCUGAGGCGAGGCUCCAUUUUGGAGCUCCACUGGGCGUACUGGGCCUCGUGCUGAUGUUGGCGGGGGGUGUGUGGGCGCUCACGCGCUUCCUGGUGAACAAUAGCUUCAUCUUCCUGCUCUUGGCGGGCUUGAUGUGUGUGCUGGUGUCUUUGGCCGCAGAUCCGAGGGGAUUGCUGCGAUACGUGCCAGAGGAGAUGCAAGACUUCCUCUUCAACAAGAGAGUGUUUGAUAUCCUCUAUGACGAUACGCCCGUGAUCAAUGCCAUCCGGAAGUGGGGCCCAGUUCAGCUCUUGAUCUCUCAAGAUGGAACAUCUCAGGGAGCCAUUCGGCAUUUGGUCGAGCAUACCGAGCCAGAGGUGCUACGAUUUGUACUAUGCCGGAGCUUCUUCAGUUUCUUGCCCGGCCCUCUUCGCUUGCUACUUUUGCCUGCCCGAAGUCUUUCAAAGGAGGGCCUAGAGGAGUCCGAUACUCCACCCUCUGUGGAGUGGGUGCAGGACUUCCUUCAAGACCGGAAUGAGAAGAAGCAGCAAAAGAUCAAAUAUCCUGAGUUGUUGCCACUCGUGACCAAGACCAUGGGCUUGGACUUUGCGCCCUUCAAGUCCAUCGGCAGAUCCUUCUUCCGAUGGCUCUCUACCUUCACCUUCAUUGGAGGUUUGGCCUCGUGCCUAGUGUCUGCAGGGCUUCUUUUUCCUGAUUCCCGAGCGGUGCAGACGGUGACCGGGGGCUUGAUCCGUGAAACGAGGACGUCGCGCCUCGCGGCAGCCUUAACCCUUUGCAGCGCUGGCGGGGCCAUUGCCGUGUCACUCUUCUUCGAGCGCUGCCAUCGGCUCUUCGAGGAAGGUGGAAGGCUUAAGGAGCGAGAUUGGCACGUGACCGAAGCAGAUGAUGGGGAAGGUGAGGAGGAGGAUGGAGUGGUCUUUCAGGAUGAGCAGCCCAGCAAGUUUCAGGAGUACAUGAGCAUCUUCUUUGACUACAUCUUCUGGAUCCUUUUAGCCUAUUGUGCGGUGAAUGCCUUGAUUUGGCUCGGCGAGAAGAUGGGUCUCAUCUCCCCGCAGUUCGAUGAAUGGAAUCCCGUGAGGUGGUUUCAUCAUGAUGCCCAUGGCCUGCAGAAGGAACUUUACAAGAACGCAACCGCUAGUGCAGUGACGGCUGAGCAGUUUUCCAGCCUGAAGAACUGGAUCGAGGGUGGACCUGGUGGAUGGGUCAGUCCCAAGUUGGUAGUCAAGGACUACCUCAGUGAGAAAGGGCGCUACGAACGUCGACUUGAGACGACCAUGGCCGUCGGGAAGGAUGAAGUCCUUGUGAAGUUGCCUUUGUCUCACGUACUUUCUGCUGAUUUUUGCCAGCAAGACUUGACGGAUCAGACGAUCAGACAGGUGGUGGAUGCUCAAAAGAAGAGCUCGGAACCUGUGGACAUUGCGCCAUGGACCUGGAUCACUUUGUACACCUUGGCCCACGCCAAAAAGGAUCAUUCGGCUGGCUGGAGAUUUGACACCCUCCUGAAGAAAGAGUAUGUCGAUGCUGCCCUGUCGUACAUGCCUUUGUUCUGGGACGAUGAAAGCUUGAAGUGGCUGAAUGGCACCGACCUUCUGAACGUCCACAUUCUUGAUGUGCAUGCCGCCAUCGAGCCCGGCCGCCCAGCUCGCGACCCGCGACCCAGCUCGCGGCACCCGCGCGACGCGCCAAGCCGCGCGCAACGGCGCUCGAACAGCACCGCGCGCGCCCCUGGGCGAGCCCCCGGCGGGCGACCGCCGGCGGCGAGCCCCGCCGCGAGGACGGAGUACCACAAGUUGACCUACUUGGUUCCUAGCAUGGAGUCCUCCGUCACGGUGGUCGAGUCGGAGAGCCCAGAGAUGCGAGGACGGAGAAGGGAGAAGGAACAGAUCAGAUCCGGAAGCGGAGGGGGGCAUCGGUGGGGGAAGAUCUACCGUAGAUUCGUAGAUGGGGGUGUGGAGAAGACAGGGGACCGCUGUGCCAUGCGGUGCCUCGUGCUCUUGGGCCUUGCGGCCGCGCAGUCCGCGACGCUGGACCAAGCAACGGAGCCCGAUCCUUCUCCUCGGCUUCUCCCCUCAGCUGCUUCCUACCGCUUAGCAGUUCUCGCCGGUCGCUGUGACGAGGAGGCCGGAAGCCAGCAACUGGUGCAGGCCAUUUAUGGCACUGAGCAUGUGUAUGUGAUUUGCGCUCACCCCAGCCAACGGUCUCUGCUGGAUGAUUGGAUCCGCCGGCAGCGUUACCCCAACGUCUUCAUCAUGACAGACUUCCAGCGAGAGGGGAAGCAGUACGAGGACUUGCGUUUGGAGACGGUGAAGCUGCUGCUGGAACACAGUUGGCGGCAGCUCAUCGACUUGGACAGCGGAAAGGCCAUCAAGGCUCUCGACCAGCUGCAAAUGCCGUUGAUCGCCAGGUGGUUUGCUGCUCUGAAUGGCAGCAGCUUCACGGAUUCGAAGUCCCAAACGAUGGCACUGAGCCGAAGACAUGUAGAAGAGGCCAUUGCGCGCUGGGAGAGAAAGGAGAUGCAGAAGCUUUGGAAGUCCAAAGCCUCAUGGCUAGGCUUUUGGCGAGAGUUCUUGUCACAAGAGCUUUGCAGCCUACAAGUUCAGGCGGUUCUUCCAUCCAUCCUGGAACAGAGCAAAGCAAAGAAACGGUCUCCAGCCACCUGGGCACUCCUGUCUCCCUCGGCUGCCUUCGAUGCGGGCGUGAAGUUCCAGGUUCUGAGCGCGGACUGGAUGAAAACCUAUGAGACCUUGAGCUUCUGGCUGCUCCACUCCCUGUUGGUCGAAGGCCAUCAACACCGGCUCACUGAACUACAAAGACUCCAACGUCGCAGCCGGCGCCCUCGCUGGGCACUCCGGUUGGAGCAGUUCAUGGCGCAGGUGACCUUCAGUCCAGAGAAUGGCACCUGUGCGAUCCGAGGCGCUGUGCAAGGUCUUCAGUUGACGGACUGCAUCAUUGAAUCGGAGUUCUUCUUUAUCGAGCGGCUCUUUAUCAUCGACCCCUUUCCCAUCAGGACGAGGCAAAGUGGGCGCCCAGCAAGCUUUCCCUUUAUAUUCCGGAUCGGCAGCGGCUGGGAUGGUGACCGCUUUGCUUUCACUGGCUUUCCUUCUUUGGUGCCCAGCUCAGCGACGGAUGAUUUGUGGAUGGUCCUUUUGCCAUUGAUUCAAGCAGAGUCGCAGGCCUGUCAUUGGUGGACUGGACUUCUUGAAACCCGAUGGGAAGAUGAGGAUGGCAUUGUCCAUUUCAGAGGUGGAGGAGAGCUGAAAGAAGCGGUCCCAAUCUGGGAGCGCUACUUGGGAAGUCAGCUAACUGCUGGCACAUACACUGUGAAAGUCUUGGUGCAGGGUGUGCUAUUGGCCAUGCGCCACUUCGAAGUUCUGCCUGAUGACAUUGGCUCGAUGUCUCCCGCCCAGCGUCUCACACGCUUUCCCCAGUACUUCGAGCUGGCUGAAACGGGGAGCAGUGAGAAGCCCUUUGAAAUCAAGGCUGAAUCUUCCAAUGUCGAGGAGAGGCCGCCCGUCCCAAGGUUGGCGAAGAAGGGCAGUUCGCAUGUCCCAAAGUUUGAUGACCGACAGUGGUUGCAGAAGGACGUGGAGGACGCGUGGGGGUCCGCGCGGCGGAGCCGGUCCUCCAAGAGGACGGCAAAAGGAGAGGAAGGGCGGUGGGCCAAAGAGAUUGAAUGGAUUCGAGCUGAUGUGGCACGUGGAAGAGCAGCACGGGAGCGACUGGCUCCUCUCAAGGCAAAGAAGAUUGAAGGCAAGGGGUUGAAAACAGAGGGCCCAGUCAAGGCCAGGAGAGCUGAAGUCAAGGCGCGGAAGAAGGCAGACACCUUUGCAGAGACAGAGAAGACACUGGAAGAAGUUGAGGGCGACGUGGCCCCAAGGGCCAGGACUGUCGCCCACUCGAGGAGGGCAGAGCCGAGGGCAGAGCCUGCCCGACGGAGCCUGCCCAGCGAAUCGGCCAAGGUGCUUGUGGAGCCGCGCGGGCCCCCGUGGCCUCCCAACGAGAUGCAGCAGAGGGAGAGAGAAUGGAUGGCCAAGGAGGCACGUCGACUACGCGCCAUGUUGCGAGCGCGGGCGCAUGAACCUCCAGCCCAAAGCACCAAGGCGUUUCCUCAGCCAGAACACGCGCCCUUCGACGACGAUGCGUGGAUCCAACACGAUGUGCAGCAGCACGAGCCUUUGAGGAGGGCGCGCUGCGAAAGAUUGCAAGCGUUGCCCCACACCCUUCUGAAGAAAGAGGUGCAUGGGAAGUUCCUGGUCUCUGCCUGCCAGCAGCUCUACAACAUCUCAUUGAUCCAGUCGCCCAAAGGUGAGCCCAAAGUGGAAGGCUCAGGCGUUGCAAAGCCACAAGUCGGAGUGGAAUCCAAUGAGAUGAGGACCUUUGCUCAAACUUUGGCAGAAGUGAAGCGGUUCAAGAAGUGGGCCAUGGUCGUGAUGUCCCGCGGUGAGACGGUGCACCUGCCGGACCGAGAGAACCGCAGUCAGACAUCACCUCAAUUGGCCAUCAUGCCCUUGAUCGACCUCGUCGACCAUCACCUCCCCAUCCCCGAGAGAGCGCUGUUCUCCACGGAUGACCUCCUGAAGUACCAGGAGAGCGAGUCCUUGACCAACAUCUCUUAUGAUUCCGAUGCCGCCGCCGUGACCCUGAAAGCGAAGCAAGAUUUGGCUGCAGAGUCAGCCAUUACUGUGGGCUACGGUGUGCGCUCCAACGCUGACUACUUGCUGUACCACGGUUUCACGAUGCCACAGAAGUGGAGUGAAAUCACGCUUUGCACCCAGUACACCAUGAUCGAGCUGCCUUUGCCCACGGAUUUCCCCACCUGGAAGUCCAGGUAUCUAGCUCACUCCUACCGCUUUGCUUUGCCCGCGUGUCCCAGCCGCAAGUCCACGCCCCAUGUGGCAGUGGGUGCUGCUCGAUUCCUGGUGGCCAGCGAGGAGGAUGUGGUGGAUUUUGAAGGCAAGCUCCAGCAGGACGCAUCACUCCUGGAGGGAGCUCAAGUCAAUCGUGGCGACAAGUUUUUGCGCCUUGGCCACAUCCAGUCUGUACAUCCAGUUCCCUGUCGGGGUGCCGAACGUGGAUAG
This is a messenger RNA of Durusdinium trenchii, 5349 nucleotides long. Lineage: Eukaryota; Dinophyceae; Suessiales; Symbiodiniaceae. The record is from the annotation of a GenBank genome assembly.